AUGGAGCUUCAGGCGAGCCUGAUAGGAGCCCGACUGGCCGCUGACAUAUUGAAAGAACAUAGUCGCGAGGCCGAAGUCUUCCUAUGGACGGACUCGAAAACGGUGCUACACUGGAUAAGGAACGACACCGUCAGAUAUACUCCAUACGUGGCUCAUCGUUUGGCAGAAAUCGCCGAACUGACGAAACCGACACAGUGGCGCUGGGUACCGACUGCCCACAACGUAGCCGACGACGCGACCCGCGCGGGAUACACACAAAUGACCGCUGCCGACAGAUGGUUUGUCGGGCCGGCAUUUCUGUACGCUCCGGAGCAAGAAUGGCCUCAUGAGAGCGAGCCCGUCCCAGCAGAGAUGGUAGCACACGUCCGGGAGGAGACAGAACCCGUGAUCGACAUUGCACGGUUCUCUUCAUAUGACCGAGUGAGGAGGACCAUGGCGCAAGUGCUACUAUUCGCAGAUAAAUGCAGGCGACGGGCACAGAAGCUAGGCACAGAGCAUUUCGCCAAAGCGGAGCAACUAAUAAUACGGCAGGCGCAACAGGACAGUUUCCCGAAGGAAACGCGGUGUCUACGCGAAGGAAAGACCGUAGACAGGACAAGUCGUCUGUUCCGCCUGGAUCCCGUUUACAAGGAUGGCAUAAUACGCUUGAACGGACGUAUAAACGCAGCACAGGUGCCGCUAGAAAUGAAGAAUCCACCCAUACUGGACGGAGCGCACCCGUUGGCGCAGAUGAUGAUUAAGAGAGAACACGAGCUACAUCAUCAUGCCGGCAGAGAACAGACGGUGAACACCCUGCGCCAAUACGUGUGGAUGCUGCGUUUAAGGCCGACCGUCAAGACCGUAUUACGCAAAUGCACAACAUGCGCCGUACGCCGGAGGAACCCCGACGUCCCAGUGAAAGGGAACUUGCCAAAGGAGCGACUCGACGCAUACGCCCGGCCGUUUACAAGAUGCGGUAUGGAUUGUUUCGGGCCUAUGUGGGUGACGAUAGGUCGCAGGCGAGAGAAGCGAUGGGGGCUCCUAUUCACGUGUAUGGUCACCCGGGCCGUGCAUAUAGAACUCAUAGCGGGGUUAUCGACCGACUCUGCUAUAAUGGCGAUACGACGCAUGGCAGCGCGUCGCGGCUGGCCACGAACCUUUAUGUCGGACAACGGAACGAACUUUCGCGGAGCCGACGUGGAGCUUACGACUGCGUUUAAGGAAUGGCUCCCUGAACUGGAAAAGUACGUCAGCAACAAGAGGAUAAACUGGCGGUACAGCGACCCGGGCGCACCGAACCAAGGAGGAGCGUGGGAGCGACUGAUAAGGAGCGUGAAGAGAGCGCUAGCAGUGGUACUGCACGAGCGGGCGCCGAGAGAAGAGGUGCUCGCAACGCUAAUGACGGAAGCAGAACACACCGUCAAUUCACGCCCCUUAACCCACGUCUCAGUGCGACCCGAGGACGAAGAGGCGCUGACCCCCAACCAUUUUCUGAUGGGCUCAGCCGUCGGCCUACCGUACGUAGGUACCACCGACGUUGCCGACCGCAGAACGUGGCGCGCAGCACAGGCGCUCGCUCGUGCAGUACCACUGCUAGCGCUCUCUUCACGCUCCUUAUCAGUCGCUCCCACGCUCCUCCUUGGUUCGGUGCGCCCGGGUCGCUGUACCGCCAGUUUAUCCUCUUGUUGCUGA
Messenger RNA from Achroia grisella, 1671 nucleotides. RefSeq lists its product as uncharacterized. The record is from RefSeq and is a predicted model, not a curated record. Gene Ontology annotation, biological process: DNA integration. Gene Ontology annotation, molecular function: nucleic acid binding. The transcript has a single exon. NCBI's taxonomy places the organism in Eukaryota, Metazoa, Arthropoda, Insecta, Lepidoptera, Pyralidae. The coding region runs from base 1 to 1671 and encodes 556 amino acids.